GAGAGCCCGAACGAGCUCCAGAGAGGGAGAGGAAGGGAAAAACGUUCUGUUGGGCAGUUGGAGCUGCCUGAAAUACUUGGCAGAGAGCUUGCCCGGGCUCUCCGCAGCCCGGGCGUGGGAGGGGGGAGUUUGCUCUGGGAUCCUAUGGAGCCCGAGCCACACAGGGCGGGGCUCUCUCGGCGGCUUUUCGCCAUUGGCGGCCUGGGUUCUUUGAACCCUUUCGCCCAAUGGUGGCUCCGCCCCUGGUUGUGAAGAGAAACAUGUUUGUAGUACACCGCUCUGGGGCAGUUGGCAGGUUUGGCUUUUUAAAAGCCAAACUUUGGGUUACGGCCCAUUUGACCCAUGAGUAUACCCCUUAGGUUUUGGCGACCUAGGAUAUCCCACUCCGAGUGGAAUAUACCUGUAAUAAAUAAAUAAAUAAUAGUUGGCUGCCCUGCCUCAAGCCCAGAGGUGAAGUUGCUGGCCUGGCUGGGGAGAGCAGGCUGGGUGACCCAUGGGGGUGGAGGUCAGAGGGCUGGGUGUGUGGUAAACCUAGCCAGGAGAUGAAUUUACAGUUAAGAAGCAGGGGCCUUGAGAACUCUGCACCUGGACAACAGACUGAGCAGACAUACAGCUUACCUGGACAUCAGCUUCACAGUGUUCGACAGCUGGUUACGGAAGACCGCAAGACCAUCAUGACAAGUUGCCAACAACAGAACUCUUAACCCAAACCCUGCUUUUGAACCAUCCCGAGAUCCCCAUUCAUCCUCUGACUUCUCCAAUUUUGAGAUGGAGUCUGUGCAUCACACAGACAAGGAGAUUCAAGCAGAUCUGGAUCACACCAGCAAUGUAGAGGGAUCUGAAUACUCUUAUCAAGCAGGCACUGUAGAGUUCAAGGAGAUGCAGGCGGGGAUUGAAUUUGCUGUGCAGAUAACCCCUAUUAAAGAUUCCAAAAAGCACAGGGGAAAGAUGGACCCUGCAAGGGAUACCCCAGCCUCUUCAUACAUCCCCGACGAUAUGACAGAGACCUUAGACAAUAAGAGUCAAGCCGAGCAGCUGGCAAUCAGCACCCAAAGGGGGACCAGCGCUCUGCAGCCAGAAGCCUACUCUAGGAUAGGUGAGGUCAGCAGUCUGGAGGGGAUGGGUCACAGAUCACAGUAUGGUAGACAGAUCACAGUAGCUGAUCUUGACUUGGAGAAGAUGAGGCUGGAUGGGGCAAUGACCAGGCUGAGGUACAGGCAUGAAGAUAAUGAAAAGAGGCGAAUGCAUGAGGAAAAAAUGGAACAGCUACGUCAACGGACAGCUUCUCGAUCAUUUGGACAAGAGCUCCAUGAAUUGCUCCGGCCCCAGAACCAGUACGCCCUAUUUUUUUUCUGCUUCAUCUUUAUCCAUGUUAUUUACACUGCCAGGGAGCUGGCUUUCUAUUUUAUUAUGAAGCACCACAUAUUCUGCUUUGCCAUUUUCCUGUAUUUCAUUUUCAAGAAGAUUUUCCUGGAUUUCAAAAAUAGGAAAAAGUAAUCAGGAAAGAGCAGCAGACUCUAGGCAGCAGAGAAAAGUGGACAAGCAGCUUUCUGGUUAUUUCUGUUCUUCCAGUUCUGUCAUCUCUUCUUCCCUUCUCUUUACAAGUUCCCUCUUCUAAGAUGUUCAACAAAUGCAGGUUUUAACUUGGCUGUCUAAGGCCCUGACAGCCAGCCACAGUCCCCAAUGUUAAUCAUAAAGUGAUAUGAAAUAAAGACAA
This is a messenger RNA of Hemicordylus capensis (graceful crag lizard), 1717 nucleotides long. RefSeq names its product transmembrane protein 247-like. The coding region runs from base 769 to 1497 and encodes 242 amino acids. NCBI's taxonomy places the organism in Eukaryota, Metazoa, Chordata, Lepidosauria, Squamata, Cordylidae. The record is from RefSeq and is a predicted model, not a curated record. Gene Ontology annotation, cellular component: endoplasmic reticulum. The transcript is spliced from 5 exons.